GAAGUAUCGAACUGAUGUUUACAUUGUUUAUAAACAAUUAUUAAAUCCCGCGAAUUAAUAACUAUCCGCUAUCGUUCUGUAUUUUAUUGGUAAGGACAUUGAUACAUGAUUAUAUUAUUAUUAUUAGUAUAUGUAAUUAGCUGAUGCAUGAUUCAACACAGUAUAAUUGAGUAUAAGUUUAUUAGUCAGAAGUUUUUUAAGUCAAAAGGGACUCAUUUAAUUUUAAAUUUAAAGACAAGUCACAAGUUAGUAGUGACAGUUAAUAGUUAAGUAGGGUAGUUGAUAAAUUAGAUAUUCUGUCAUCUUAAUCUUAUAUUCUUAUCGUUAUGGAAACUGUAGAAUUUCCAAAUCUACUUCAAGAUUUCAAGGAGUCCCAAAGACUAAACUGCCAAAGAUGGCAUAACACUUUGUUGUUUUUUUGUUGACGUUAAAUCUAACUAAUCUAAUUUCACCCACAAAUAGCGAGGCAAUCAUUCAUUCAUAAAGUGAUUAUAAGGGCAUUAAUAAUGUGUGUUGUUAUACAAUUUUCUGAUUUCUCAUAUUUAUAGAUAUUUUGUAUCUGGUUUUAUAGACUUUUUACUAUGUUUUCUCAGAAUAUACCCCACCCUCCAAAAAGAAAUAAAAAAUUGCUGGCAUCUGUUAGAACCUCUGCCUCUGAAUUACUUCUAUAGAUAGUCUUAUAGUUAAGGGUCAGUUGUGUGAUUGCUGUCACUGUUUAUUUAGUUGAUGAAUAAUAGGUAAAAUUCACUCCUCUUCAUAGUGAUGACCCCUGUACCAUCAUCAGUGUACCAUUUGUAAAAUUCAGGGAGAUAUCCAAUGUAGACGUAGUCUCUCUCCACCAUGUGUUUGAAAUGUCUUAUGAACAAACAUGCGUAGAUGGAUCCCAUUUUAGUCCCCAUAGCAUCACCACUGAAUUGUUGCAAGAAUCGGUUAUUAAUAAAAAAUAAAUUAAAUUAUUUUUUAAAAAUGGCACCAGUCCUUUGUCCAAUGGGAAAACUGAUCCACCAGUCCACUAAGCAUAAUAAUUUGGGAAACACUGAUGUUGACAAAUUUUGUAAUUUAAUUUCCCAAUACAAGCGAUAAGGAUAAUUGAUUCAUGUCAUUUUAUUAAUACUUUUCAAACAGCAGUCUCAGAAUGAGCAGAGCAGACCAUCUACCCCUUCCGCAGUCAGAUGAUGCAGCGCCCGAUUUUGACCUUCCUGCAGAGCCAGAGCAGGUGUCUGUAUCUUUGAUAGGAUCAGGUCCAAGUAGAGGUGAUCGUAAGAAUGGAUAUUCAACGUACAGUGACCCUGACUUUGAAAAUAAUUCUGAGAACCCUUACAAAGACACAACAGAGAGUGAUAUUAACCUGCGUCACAUUCCUAUUGGAGACUUGGUUCCCAGGCCAUGGAAAACCUUCGAGCAGGUCAUGGUAGCUGCCUAUGUAAGCAUUAUCUUCUGUAUCAUCACUGGGCUUCUUGCUGUGAGAUACGCUAGGCGGGGCAAACGGCAUCAGUCUAAAGGACUGAUGGGAAUGGCACAAAGAGAUUUAAAAUUAGCAGUUUGGUGCAUUUAUGCUAGUGUUGCCCUCGGUGUUCUCAUUUUUUUAAUCAUAAUUCCCAUUGCUGCAUCCGUCUAGUGGGUUUUAUUGUACUCUCUUCUUCCUAUAACCUAAAAAAUUGAUUUAUUAUUAAUAUUAUUGUUACAUUUGGUUUUGUCCAUUAUUCAAAUAUAAAUCAUUAAUAAUCUUGGCUGCUAAAUAAAGAUGAUUUAUGAAAAAAAUAAUGAAAUUAUUGUAUAAAGGUUAAC
This is a messenger RNA of Lymnaea stagnalis (great pond snail), 1788 nucleotides long. NCBI's taxonomy places the organism in Eukaryota, Metazoa, Mollusca, Gastropoda, Lymnaeidae. The record is from the annotation of a GenBank genome assembly.